AUGAGACGCACAUUCACAGAAGAACCAUCAAAUUGGAACCACGGCAAACAAGAGAUCUCACCAGAUGUUAAAAUCCAUUAUGUCGAUGUUCAACCUUCCUCUUUCAACAAUCAACCGUCACGCCCUGCAAGUGAGAAGACCAUCCUGCUCAUACACGGGUUUCCGCAGACAUGGUAUUGUUGGCGACAGGUGAUUCGACCAUUGACCGAGUUGGGUCUUAGAGUUAUAGCUGUCGAUUAUCGAGGAGCGGGCGAUUCUGAUAGACCAAGGGACGGGUACGAUAAAUUGACAAUGAGCAGGGAUAUCCAUACGUUAUAUAAAGAUAAACUCGGCAUAGAUAAGGUCAUAUUGGUGGGGAGUGAUAUAGGGAGUAUGGUAGCUAGUAAUUUGGCGAUGCAAUUUGAAGAUGAUGUAGAAGCUUUGAUUACUUUUGAAGCACCCAUCCCAGGAACUCAAUCUUUCGACAAAGCUACCACCGAACCAUCUUCGACUUGGACUUUCCUAUGGCAUUUCUUCUUUCACAAUCAGGCGGAUUUGCCUGAACUGUUAAUUCAAGGUAAAGAGAAAGAGUAUAUUGGACAUUUCUACCAUCGUCUGUGUUAUGAUCCUUCGUCCCUGACUGAUAAAGAUCUAGAAACAUACACAAAAGCCUUUUCUUCUCCUGGUGGAAUCCGCUGUGGACUAGAUACUUACCGAGCAUUCCAACAGGACGUCAAAGAUUUCAGAGAAACGUUGAAGGAGAACGGUAAACUUUCUAUACCGACUUCAACAUUAGCAGGUGAGAGUUCACCAAUGCAAGAGUUCAUCGAAGACCAGACGAAAGAAUACUCAAACGACGUUACUUUCAAACUGGUUCCGAAAAGUAUGCACUGGAUACCUGAAGAGAAUCCAGAAGGGUUCUUAGAUGCUGUAGCUGGGUUCUUGAAGGAUAAGAAGAUAUUAUGA
Molecule: messenger RNA, 945 nt
Organism: Kwoniella botswanensis
Lineage: Eukaryota; Fungi; Basidiomycota; Tremellomycetes; Tremellales; Cryptococcaceae
Exons: 5
Coding region: 1-945 (314 amino acids)
Molecular function (GO): hydrolase activity
Source: RefSeq, a predicted model, not a curated record